GGCCGACGGUGAAGGGUGGAGGUGGCGCGCGGGUCAGCGGAGGAGGUAGCAAGCACCCGGGGAUCAGCGGCCCAUAACGAGGCUGGCGGAGGAGGAGGUGUGCUCGGGGACGCUGUAGAGUCGUGGAGGAGGCUGCGAGCCGGUGGCGGCGGUGGCCGAAGGCCAUGUUGGCUAGGGUUCUGAGGAGGAUGGAGUAGCAUCUAAUGAAUAGGGUUGUUCGCACGAAUCUCAAGCAUUGGAAGCCCAAUAACUAUAAAACUUCUGGAAGCCAUCUAGGUUCCUCGAUACUCUUUGGGCUGCACAUCAAGUCACUAUAUCAUGGGUUACGUGGGCUGUGCAUUAGCCUGCUAUCAAAUUGAGGCCCAUCCAUUUCAUACCGCGUUCAAACAUAUCAUCCAGGGUGCGCUCCUAAAAUAAAGAAAACAUUGAAUAACUAGCUUUAUUUCUUUCCUCUUCUGGCUGCUCCAUGGCUCCAUUUAGAUCCACCGAUUGGCUCCCAUCCGGCACUCCUCCACGCAUAGCAUUCCGCCGCCAAAAACCCUCCACCCUCUCCCUCGCGUUCGCACCCUGGGCUAAAACCCUAGCUGACAUGGAGCGGACCACCUCCUGUUCCUCCACCACCGGGAUCUCCUCUGCAAUCGUCAAGCAAGCCGAUGGAAGCAACAUUUUUCACCAGCGUGCGCAUGGUGUAAACCCCUUUUCGGUUUCUCCCCAGCUUCCAUGGUGGAGCCAUUCUGGAGAUGCUACUUUGACGGCGCCUCACCGAAACUUGGUGGAGAAACCUUGCCAAAGGGGGCAUGCCCAGAGUUUUUUGCCGCCGCCCUCGCUCUUCCCGCCGCCUAGCGGACUCAUCUCAGGGCCUGGCUCUGGAUCCAGGUCGGCGGUGGUGGGGGACAGCUCCCCCUCCAUCCACGGGCACGCGACAUCACAGUCGCUGCCCUCAUCCUUCUUUCUCGUGCUCGGCACGGUCGAUCUACAAGCACCGGUGGCCAACCCUUUCCCAGUGACUCAUGAUGGCCAACCAUUGCAAGGGUUGGCGCCGCCGCUGUCUAGCUCCCUCAUCUCUGCGCCUAGCUCUGGAGUCAGGUCAGCGGGGGUGGGGUACCGCUCGCACUACAUCCAUGGGCACGUGGCGAAGUCACAGUCGCUGCCCUCGUCCUUCUUCCCCGAGCUUGGCACGGCAGAUCUACAAGUGUCGGCGGCCACCUCUUUUCCAGCAGCUCUUGGUGGUCAGCUGUGGCAAGGGAUGGCACCGCCGCCGUCUGGCGGCCUCUUCUCCUAUGGCUCCAGAUCUGGGUCGGCGGCGGUAGGGGACAUCUCCCUCUCCCUCCAUGGGCACGCGACGACAUCACAGUCCCUGCCCUCGUCCUUCUCCUGCACGCUUGGCAUGGUCGAUCUACAACCACCAGCGGCCACUCCUUUCCCGGCGUCUCUUGGUGACCUGCCGUGGCAAGGGUUGGCGCCACAGCCAUCGUGGACCGACUUGGGCUUGCCCGCUUGCCCGAGCCAGCGGGGCGCCUUCUCCGGGUCAUCCACAGGCCAGUCGGCGUCGUUUGAGCAGAUCGCGGAGUGGCCGCAGAGCGAGAUGUCGUUCUUCUCGCCGGCGGCUGUCUCUGGCCCGCCGCUGCCGAGCAGCAACGACAACUGCGUCGGGUUCACACGGCCGUCAUCGAAUUAUGAGCUGCCUCCGCUGCCGCCGAGCUUGCGCAUACCUCCGCUGGAGGAGGCAAGCACGUACAGCAUGUUAAGCACUACCGGCGGGACUAUGCCCUGGCACUACGCCGACUCCUCCAUGGGCGCUGGAAGCUCCAUUCCUGCCGUGCCAAAUCUGACCGCCGGAGCCAUGAAGAUGAAGGCACCCAUGCCGCCGCUGGAGGAGGCAAGUACGUACUCCUCCAUGGGCGCUGGCAGCUCCAUUCCUGCCGUGCCAAAUCUGACCGCCAGAGCCAUGAAGAUGAAGGCACCCAUGCCGCCGUCGUCGUCCCAGGGUGUCGGUGCUGGCAGCAACAACUUCGUCGGCUUCGCGGCACAGCCAUCCUUGAAUUCCGAGCUCGCCACGCUUCGGGCAGGUCUGCAAGCACAUCUCCUGCCGGUGAAGCAGGAGCCCAUCAGCAACAAAGAAGAUGAGCUAGAUCAGGAUACUAUCCAGCACUCGAUGCCGGACAACUCCACUGCCCGUGGCCUGGUGAGCUGGGAGGCCGCGUUGAAGAUGCCGGUGGAGAGCAGGUACAAUGGCAGCAGCACCAAGGUCGCCGGGAGCACACCUUGUCACAAUUCCAACUCUACGCUAAAGCUGUCGCAGCCGCUGCCACCGUCAUCAUUAAGGGCAGGUGCUAGCAGCAGCCAAAGCCAUGUCGCAGGGGUCAUUUUCACUGAUGCUGAGAAGGAGAUCAUCAGGAAGGACAGGAGCCUGCAAGAGCUUGUGAACACUGACCCCAAGAGGGCGAAGAGGAUGCUAUCAAACCGGUUGUCUGCAGCAAAGAGAAAGGCGAUCAAGGAUAUGCACAUCCAUGAGCUCGAGUGCAAUAUUGAGAUGCUAGAGUGGAAGCGCAAAACUUUGUCUGCAGAUUUGCAAUUGAUGCAGGAGAAACAAGCUGAGCUUGAGGCACAUAACAAGGAGAUUUGCAUGAUGGUGCAGGAGCUGGAGCAGCAGGCAAUGCUGAAAGACGCUGUGACUGAAACACAGCAAGCCCAGAUCCAGAACCUGAACAAUAUUAUCAAGUUCAAUAUGCAGAGAAAUAACUGAUGGGAGUGGCUCACAUAUGAAUGAUCUACACCAAUAGAUGAGCCCAGAUAUGGUUCGAUUGAAGCAGUUACAAAUACAAGAGCAGAAAUCAGAACAUCAGCAAAGCUCAGGCACAACAGCUAUGACACAAAGAUGAUCAAUUCAUGGGCGAACAAAGCUCAGGCACCUGGACUUCUCAUUUUUUUCUCAAACAUUAGAUCUCGGAAAACAAAUAUCAUGUCUUGAAUGAAUUAUGGAUUUUAGUUUCAAUGUUAUUUUGUUAAACGUUUCUGCA
Setaria italica (foxtail millet) is the source of this 3020-nucleotide messenger RNA. RefSeq lists its product as uncharacterized. The record is from RefSeq and is a predicted model, not a curated record. Gene Ontology annotation, cellular component: nucleus. Gene Ontology annotation, biological process: regulation of DNA-templated transcription. Gene Ontology annotation, molecular function: DNA-binding transcription factor activity. The coding region runs from base 467 to 2746 and encodes 759 amino acids. Lineage: Eukaryota; Viridiplantae; Streptophyta; Magnoliopsida; Poales; Poaceae. The transcript is spliced from 4 exons.